AUUAUUAUGAUAAAGAAUUAUCUGAACAUCCUAAUCAGCCUGUUUGUAAGAAUUUACAAUAUGGCAAAGUUUUUUCAACAAAAACAGGAGUAUCUACUUUACGUCAAUAUCUUCAAAUUCAGUAUAGUAUUGAUCUUCUACAAUCUUUUAUAGUUGUUGAUAAUAUUUAUUUUGUAAAUUGGAUUAGAAAACUUGAUCCUCAUUAUACUUUACCAAUACAAGCCACAAAGCAAAUGAUUAUAGAUGAAUUUAAUUAUCAACGAGAAAAAAUUUAUUUUGAUCUAGCAAAAAUUCCUGAAAAG
Molecule: messenger RNA, 302 nt
Organism: Racocetra persica
Lineage: Eukaryota; Fungi; Glomeromycota; Glomeromycetes; Diversisporales; Gigasporaceae
Source: the annotation of a GenBank genome assembly